Stegostoma tigrinum is the source of this 1000-nucleotide messenger RNA. Its product is annotated as forkhead box protein G1-like. Bases 104 to 1000 code for a protein of 298 amino acids. NCBI's taxonomy places the organism in Eukaryota, Metazoa, Chordata, Chondrichthyes, Orectolobiformes, Stegostomatidae. Gene Ontology annotation, cellular component: nucleus. The record is from RefSeq and is a predicted model, not a curated record. The transcript is spliced from 2 exons. Gene Ontology annotation, molecular function: DNA-binding transcription factor activity; sequence-specific double-stranded DNA binding. Gene Ontology annotation, biological process: regulation of transcription by RNA polymerase II.
CCUCAAACAUGAGUCUGGGAGGAAUGAAAAUAUGAAUGGAGAGGGGCAAGGCUUGAUUGGACGCAGUGGCCAUGAGCUGGGAGAUGAUUGGUUUGAUUGAGUGAUGUUGGACAUGGCAGGUUUGGAAGAGGCAGAAAUAACCAAGAAAUCCAGCUUCAGUAUCGAAAGCUUGUUGCCCGAGGAGCGGCCGGAGCAGAGUGAGGGGGCAGGCGGCUCAGGCAAAGACCAGGAGCCGGAGGAAAGGCAGGAGAAGCCACCGUUCAGUUACAACGCCCUGAUCAUGAUGGCCAUUCGGCAGAGCCCCGGGAAGAGACUGACCCUCAGCGGCAUCUAUGAGUUCAUCAUCCGGAAUUUCCCCUACUACAAAGACAACAAGCAAGGCUGGCAGAAUUCCAUCAGACACAACUUGAGCCUCAACAAGUGCUUUGUCAAGGUACCCAGACACUAUGAUGACCCGGGCAAGGGCAACUACUGGAUGCUUGAUCCCUCCAGCGAUGAUGUCUUCAUUGGGGGAUCCACCGGCAAAUUGAGGAGGAGAUCAGCCCCUUCCCGGGCCAGGCUGGCAUACAAGAGGGGCACCAGGGCGGGUCUGACCCUGGCCAGCUCCUUCUACUGGCCUACCCCCCCAUUUUCACCCUGGCAGCACAACCCCCUGCCUUACCUGGAGCUGCCCCCGCCUCCCCCUCUGCCUCCCCCUUACCUCUCGGUGCUGUCCCAGAGCAGUACCCACCAUCCUGAGGGCGCUCAGGUGGUCUAUGGUGCCCCCCAUGUCCAGCUGACAGCUGCCGCGACCACUACCCUGCCUUGCCCCAUGCCCUGUGCCCUGAACCUCGUCACCAGUAAUGCCAGUUACCUGUUCUCCCAGUUCUCACCCGUUACCCCCCUGAUGGGGGGCUUGGGUCCACCAACGCUGAAGGGUAAAGAACUCCAGAGACCUUCUGCAACUUUCCCCGGGGCUUAUUUGUCCACCCAGAACCUGGGAUCGCCUUUCAUCCUGUAA